AUGGCUACAGCUGGAGGACAGCGAAGGCUCCCGGUGUCUCUAAUCGUGGCGUGCUCCGUGAACCGCGUGAUCGGCAAGCAGGGCAAGUUGCCAUGGAACCUGCCAGCAGACUGGGCGUUUUUCAGCUCCGCCACUCGCGACCAAGUGCUGGUGGUCGGUCGUCGCUCCUUCCAGGAGUUCGAUGAGCCCAUCCCGAACCGCCACACGAUCGUCGUGUCCUCGACGCUCGAGAGACCACCACAGGCUCAAGUUGAAGCUGCUGGCGGUCGCUGGUCUGGUGUGCGCGUGGCUCGGACGCUGCAUCAGGCGCUGGAAUUGGUCAACUCGGACCCGCAGUACCGCGACUGCAGUCGCGUGUUCAUUGGCGGAGGCCAGCGGUUGUACCAGGAGGCGAUGGACGCCCAGGUCGCUGAGUCGUGCUACGUAUCGAGAGUGCAGAGGGAGAUUGAAGGCGGAGACGCGUUCUUCCCCAGGUGGACGACUCACUUCCCCACGCUGAGGUACUCGACGAAGACGAAUGGAGGAGGAGGAGGCACGAGGUGA
This is a messenger RNA of Phytophthora sojae, 543 nucleotides long. RefSeq lists its product as hypothetical. Gene Ontology annotation, biological process: glycine biosynthetic process; folic acid metabolic process; dihydrofolate metabolic process. Lineage: Eukaryota; Oomycota; Peronosporomycetes; Peronosporales; Peronosporaceae. The record is from RefSeq and is a predicted model, not a curated record. Gene Ontology annotation, molecular function: dihydrofolate reductase activity; NADP binding. The transcript has a single exon. Bases 1 to 543 code for a protein of 180 amino acids.